Trichosurus vulpecula (common brushtail) is the source of this 2870-nucleotide messenger RNA. RefSeq names its product iodothyronine deiodinase 3 (gene DIO3). The transcript is spliced from 2 exons. Lineage: Eukaryota; Metazoa; Chordata; Mammalia; Diprotodontia; Phalangeridae. Gene Ontology annotation, molecular function: thyroxine 5'-deiodinase activity. The record is from RefSeq and is a predicted model, not a curated record.
CGCCCCGACUGGAGCGUAACCAAGUGUAGGAAGACAAAGUUCAGACCCGGGGAGGCAGCUUGACGGGGCCCGCGACGUUGAGGAGGAGGGAGGGUACCCCGCAGAUCCCCCAGAGCAGACUCCAAAGCAGAGGACGCGGCAGGAGCGGCUUGGGCAGCUGGGGAGAGGAGCCUGUCAGCCCCACAGACGGCCUAGAGAAAGCUGGCACUCCAGGCAAGGGGCGAGAGCGUGCCUCCAGCAACCCGGGACCGGACCUACUGUGAAGCUGCGGCCACCGGAGACCCGAGCCCUACUGCUAAACUUCGGCUCAGGGGAUAAGCGCCUGCCUGGGUCUCCAGCUCUCAGCCAACAGCUACCCCUAGCGGAAAAGCGACUGUCCCGUCCCCUCCGUGCCUCCCAGGGCGUUCCAAGGCUCGGCGAGAGAGCCAGGGUAAUGAGGCGUGCGCUCUCCUACUCCCUGCCCUUUCCAAACCUCGAGCUCUGCCCCUAAGCUAUCCUGCCCGGAGGCCACCGCGAAACCCCGGCCCCAGCUGCCCAGCGGCCCAAGUCUGGCUAUCCCUCAGACUCCAUACAUUCUCCUGCCAGCCUCCCCACGCCCGGAGCUGAAAGCCGACCGGAGCUGCUGUUCCUUGUACGGACAGGCGGCGGGAGUUCGGGCUGCGUUAGCGAAGGUGUAGGGCGGGCUCCGAACUCCGAGAUGGGCAGUGUUUGUGCUUGUGGAACAAGAUAAGGCUGUGCGCAUCUAUAGCGUGGAAAGGCAGGGUACGGAGUGGGAAGCAAAGGGUGUGAGACCAGAGGGAUUCGUUGUGUGAGGAUAGAGAGCAAUGUCAUGUAUGGGUGGUUUUAGAGGUGUAGGGUGCAGGAUUGUGUGGGAUAAGGUUGCAUCGUGGUGGUUUGUGCGUCCUAGGAGUGAGGCAUACAGACAGGGUGUGGUGCAGAGUAGUGGAGUUGGAGGAAGAAUGGGGGUCGGAGAAGGUGGGAGAGUGCGUUGUUCGCGUAGCAAGGCUAGAGAAAAUAUUGGGUCCCAGAAGCUGAAGUCUGCCGGUCUCUGUCCCCUGCCUUACUGAGGAGACCCGUCGGGCUGGGAGCCGCCUUGAGAUGGCUGGGAGCUAGGUGCUCCCAGGAGCAGCAGGCGUUGGGUUGGACGUGGAGAGUUAGCAAGGCUUUCUUCUACUCCCAUUGAACCCCACAGUACGUCCGGGUCCCGCGGCAGAGCCUACGAGGCUUCUAGACGCAAAGAGAGCGCGCCUAGACGGAGAAAACCCUCAGACUUUCACUGAAAGCUAAAGGCGCCUAGUGCUUCACUUGAGACACCCCAGGCGGGUCCCGCCCUGGUGUUCAGGUGGGAGACCAUCCAGCCUUGGACGCUGCCCCCUCCCCCCCGAAAAACCUGAAACUUUGGAAAGGGCGGGCGUUAGACGAAGAUGAGGGUUUCCCCUCCCCCCUUUCUAAACGGGAUUGGUCAAGAAGACGUCUAAGGUCCCUUCCAGCUAUGAUGUUAGGUAAGUUCUGUAUCCCUUCUCCUUUCACCCUCCCGCGGCUCUCCCUGCUCCAUGGCACGUCUCUAGCCCCUCGUUUGGUCCCUCUCUCCCCUCCUUGCCUGUUUAUUUUUAGGUCAUUGGCGGCUAGCUCUAGGUAAUCCCCAGGCUGAAGUUCCAAGGGGGCGGGGCCCUACUGGGGGCGGAGUCGCCUUUUCUUUUAAACCCGCGACUAUAAAUCCAGUUUAAGGGGAAGCGGGAUCUCAGAUGAGCAGCCCGGACCCAAGUCGGCUAGGGGAGCGAGGGGGUGGGGCCCAGGGCGGCCGCGGCCGCAGCUGCCCAGCUGCGCCGCGGCUAGCCGGCAGGCUCCACUCCCUCCUGGUUCACACCUUGGGCUUUCUUACCCAGGUGGCCGCCUGCUGUUUCCUGGGCCCGCGCUUCCUGGCCACAGCGGUGACGCUGUGGCUACUGGACUUCCUGUGCAUCCGCAAGAAGGUGCUGAUGAGACGCCGGCGCGAAGGCGACGCUGAAGACCCCUGGAAGGCGGGCGGGGGUGGGGGCGGGGGUGGAAGAGAGGAGGAGGAUGGGGCAGCUGUUAUCUUGUUCCCGGGGCUACCCCCUGAUGACCCGCCAAUCUGGGUCUCUGACUCCAAUCGGCUCUGCACUAUAGAGUCGCUGAAGGCUGUCUGGCACGGGCAAAAAAUGGACUUCUUCAAGACUGCCCACAAGGGCUCCCCAGCCCCCAAUCCCGAGGUCAUUCAGCUGGAUGGACUGAAAAGACUGCGCAUCCUAGACUUUGCGCGGGGCAGCCGGCCACUGGUCCUCAACUUCGGCAGCUGCACCUGACCCCCGUUCACGGCGCGGCUGCGCGCCUUCCAGCAUCUCGCCUCCACCUUCUUAGACAUCGCCGACUUCUUGCUCGUCUACAUCGAAGAAGCCCACCCUUCCGACGGCUGGGCCAGCUCAGAUGCAGCCUACGACAUCCCCAAGCACCAGUGCCUUCAGGACCGGCUGCGGGCCGCCCGGCUCUUGCAGGAGGGCGCACCGGGAUGCUUGCUCGCUGUGGACACCAUGGACAACGCGUCCAGUGCAGCCUACGGUGCCUACUCCGAGCGGCUCUAUAUCAUCCAGGAGGCCCGAGUCAUGUACCAGGGGGGACGAGGCCCCGAGGGCUACAAGAUCUCAGAACUGAGACACUGGCUCGACCAGUACAAAGACCGCCUGCAGAGCCCACCGGCUUCCGUGGUCCUACCUGUGUAAUUGACCGUUUCCAAAACAAAGAACCCCAAACAAACGUGCAAUUGAAGGUUCUCAAUCACAGAAAGUGACAGUUACACAAAAGAAGGGGGAAGGGAGAAUUAGCCCAUGGGGGGGGAGGGGUUCCAGUGGGGG